AUGUCGUUGUGUUGGAAUGAAGUGGGUGAAACAAAAUUAACUGGGCCGGAAAUUGUUCAAGUCACUUCUGAGAAGAUUGAGCAAUUCAGAGAAAAGAUUAGAAUAACUCAAGACCGUCAGAAGAGCUAUGCUAACAGACAUCGUAAGCCAGUUGAGUUCCUUGUGGGGGAUUAUGUGAUGCUGAAGGUCUCGCCAUGGAAAGGGGUAGUCAAAUUCGGUAAGAGAAGUAAGCUCAGUCCAAGGUAUAUCGAGCCAUUCAGAAUCUGUAAGCGAAUCGGAAUGGUUGCAUAUCAGCUGGAAUUACCAGAGGAGCUUAGUUUGAUUUAUAACACUUUCCAUGUGUCUAAUCUGCGGAAGUGUUUGGCAGAUCCAAGUCUGGCAGUCCCUCUACCAGAAGUCAGGCUAGACAGUAAAUUGAAUUUUGUAAAAACCCCAGAAGCAGUAACUGAUCGAAAAAUCAAGGUUCUGUGGAAUAAAGAGAUCAGUCUGGUAAAAGUUCAAUAG
Molecule: messenger RNA, 504 nt
Organism: Cynara cardunculus var. scolymus (artichoke)
Lineage: Eukaryota; Viridiplantae; Streptophyta; Magnoliopsida; Asterales; Asteraceae
Exons: 1
Coding region: 1-504 (167 amino acids)
Source: RefSeq, a predicted model, not a curated record